AUGGCGUUGGAUAGCUUCUUUCACAAUAAGAUUGAGAGCAUGAAGCUCGAGAUCAUCCAAGGUCAAGCUGUGCUACGAAGAUUGGAAGCUCAACGAAAUGACUACAACUCAAGAGUGCGACUUCUACGAGAGGAACUUGGAUUAUUACAACAACCCGGAUCCUAUGUUGGUGAGGUGGUCAAGGUUAUGGGUACGAAUAAGGUGUUGGUUAAGGUGCAUCCAGAAGGCAAAUAUGUUGUCGAUAUUGCGGAUGGUGUCGAUAUCUCAAAACUCACUCUUGGAAAGAGGGUGACCCUUCUAUCGGACUCCUAUAAGCUCGAAAAGAUGUUGCCGUCGUCCGUCGAUCCUCUCGUUUCCCUCAUGAUGGUCGAAAAGGUUCCAGAUAGUACGUACGAUAUGAUUGGUGGUUUGGAUCAACAAGUAAAGGAGAUCAAGGAGGUUAUUGAGCUUGGUCUUAAGCAUCCCGAACUUUUCGAAUCGCUCGGUAUAGCACAGCCUAAAGGUGUCCUUCUGUAUGGACCUCCAGGAACAGGAAAGACUUUGUUAGCAAGAGCUGUUGCACAUCACACCGACUGCAAAUUCAUUCGUGUAUCUGGUUCUGAACUAGUUCAAAAAUAUAUUGGUGAGGGUUCAAGAAUGGUCAGAGAGCUAUUCGUCAUGGCUAGAGAGCACGCGCCAUCCAUCAUCUUCAUGGACGAAAUCGAUUCCAUUGGAUCUUCACGUGUGGAAGGGUCUUCAGGUGGUGAUUCUGAGGUUCAAAGAACCAUGUUGGAAUUAUUGAAUCAAUUGGAUGGUUUUGAGCCAACUAAGGGAAUUAAGGUCAUUAUGGCUACCAAUCGUUUGGACAUCUUGGACCCGGCACUUUUACGACCAGGGCGUAUCGAUAGAAAGAUUGAGUUUCCACCGCCAACUGUUGAGGCCAGAGCCGAUAUUUUACGGAUUCACAGCCGCAGCAUGAACCUGACUCGUGGUAUCAACUUGACGAAGAUUGCAGAGAAGAUGAAUGGAUGCUCAGGAGCCGAGUUAAAGGGUGUUUGCACGGAAGCUGGAAUGUUCGCACUGAGAGAACGCAGAGUUCAUGUCACCCAAGAGGAUUUCGAUCUGGCGACAGCGAAGGUAUUGAACAAGCACGACGACAAGGAAGUUAGUUUAGGGAAAUUAUGGAAGUAG
This is a messenger RNA of Sclerotinia borealis F-4128, 1170 nucleotides long. The record is from the annotation of a GenBank genome assembly. NCBI's taxonomy places the organism in Eukaryota, Fungi, Ascomycota, Leotiomycetes, Helotiales, Sclerotiniaceae.